Asparagus officinalis (garden asparagus) is the source of this 1452-nucleotide messenger RNA. Its product is annotated as probable tocopherol O-methyltransferase, chloroplastic. Bases 267 to 1178 code for a protein of 303 amino acids. The record is from RefSeq and is a predicted model, not a curated record. The transcript is spliced from 6 exons. Gene Ontology annotation, molecular function: S-adenosylmethionine-dependent methyltransferase activity. Gene Ontology annotation, biological process: methylation. NCBI's taxonomy places the organism in Eukaryota, Viridiplantae, Streptophyta, Magnoliopsida, Asparagales, Asparagaceae.
GUGAGAAGUUAGUUGCGAUUUUACCCUUGUAUAGAAAACUGACCGACGAUUCUUUUAAAAAACAUUGCCCCCAGAAUCUUCCUCAUCCCCGAAAAAAUCAUUUCCCAAUACGCCUCAUCAACAACGACCCUUGCUCUCUCCUCCUCCGCACGUGCGAUCUAGCUUCCAUCGAAGCGAAUCCAACUCCGCCGCUUUCGUCUAUCAAGUCAUCGGACCAGUCUCCGGUUCGUGCGAACUAACAAACCAUCACGUGCAGAGCAAACCAAAUGUCAGGAGCAAUGGCGGCGGCGGCGGAGACGGCGGCGAGUGAUGGGCUGAAGAAGGGAAUCGCCGAGUUCUACGACGAGUCAUCGGGGCUCUGGGAGAAUAUCUGGGGUGACCACAUGCACCAUGGAUACUACGAUAAGGGCGUGUCUGCCGAUAUAUCGGAUCACCGAUCGGCUCAGAUUCGGAUGGUUGAGGAGGCGCUCAGAUUCGCCGGCGUGAAUUCAGAUGAUUCCUCGGAGAAACCGAAGAAGAUUGUUGAUGUUGGAUGCGGGAUAGGUGGAAGCUCUAGGUAUCUAGCAAAGAAAUAUGGCGCCGAUUGCUGUGGCAUCACUUUGAGCCCUGUCCAAGCUCAAAGAGCACAAGCACUUGCCGUUGCUGAGGGGCUAGCUGACAAAGUGUCCUUCCAAGUUGCAGAUGCAUUAAACCAACCCUUCGCAGAUGGGGAAUUUGAUCUGAUAUGGUCCAUGGAAAGCGGCGAGCAUAUGCCCGAUAAGACGAAGUUUGUUAGCGAAUUGGCACGCGUUGCCGCUCCUGGGGCUACGAUAAUAAUAGUAACAUGGUGCCACAGAGAUCUCUCCCCUGACGAAGUCUCUCUGAAGCCGGAGGAGAAGAACCUCCUAAAUAAAAUAUGUAGCGCAUACUACCUCCCAGAUUGGUGUUCAGCUGCUGAUUAUGUAAAAAUUGCUCAAUCCUUAAAUCUCCAGGAUGUUAUGACAGCUGACUGGUCAGAGAAUGUAGCGCCUUUCUGGCCUGCGGUCAUCAAAUCUGCUUUAACCUGGCGAGGAUUCACUUCUUUGAUGCAAUGUGGAUGGAAAACCAUAAGAGGAGCAUUUGCGAUGCCUCGGAUGAUUGAGGGCUACAACAAGAACCUAAUCAAGUUUGCAAUCAUUACAUGUCGCAAACCAGAGUAGUAGCUUCAUUAUUCAUCAUUUGAAGUUGUCUGUGACUAGUUGGAACCAUGAAAAUGCUGUAAUUCAUCAGGGAUUUUUUGGUACGCUUCAGCGAGCAUUAGAUGGUGAAGUUGUUUCGACUCUUUAGAAAGUUGCAGAGGAAGAUUUUAUAUGUAGCGGGGAAUCUGUAACCUGGCUUAUGAAUAAUUUGACAGCAGCUUAUGCGUGCUUUUCAAUGAAGUGAACUAAAGAGCUUGACAAGUUAAUAUUAGCAAGAAACUAGUCACUAUUUGCA